AGAGAGAGAGAGAGAGAGAGAGAGAGAGAGAGAGAGAGAGAGAGAGAGAGAGAGAGAGAUGGCACCUCGUCCACUGGGUGACGGUCAGAAACGGAAGUCCUGGUCUAUCAAGGCAAAGUUGGAUAUUAUCAACGAGUACGUGCCGGGUGUUAAAGGGAACGGGUUCGACAUUGUUGGGAGGAGAUAUAGGGUUGACAAAUCGACAUUGUGCCAGUGGGUAAUGCAAAAAGACAAGUUGGAGCAGGCUUUGAAAAAUACGAUGACGAACAGUAGAACGCAGCGGCGGCUUGGAGGUGGAGGGCGGAAGCCUCAACAUGAGGAACUGGAGGAGCAACUCGAGCAGUGGGUUUUGCAGAAGAACACAAGGGGUCUUAGAGUCAGGGAUCAAUACAUACAGGCAAAAGCUCGAUUGAUUUUUAAGCUGCAGAAGGAGAGGGGCGAGGUGGAGGAGGAUGCGGUCUUCGAUGGGUCAACGGGCUGGAUGGCGCGCUUUAAGCGCCGAAAGGGGUUUGUAUCGCGACGACACACAACCUCAAGGACCUUACCUUCCAAUGCUGCAGACACAUGCAGAGCUUUCAUUGACGAAAUUCAUAAUGUUAUUGACAAGCAUGGGAUUUCCCCGCUUAACAUUUUUAAUAUGGAUCAGGUCCCACGAUACUUUGAGACAGAGCCGUCAUCCACAAUCGCAAAGCGAGGGACACGUGAGGUGCUGAUGCGCAAAGCAAACAACUCACACAAACGCUUCACGGUCACUUUCACCAUCUCCAUGGUUGGUGAAAUGAUGAAGCCUCACCUUCUUUUCGCGAAAUUGGAGAACAAGCCAGGAGUGGAAGGGUCGGUGGCUGUUGAUGUUAACAUGACGGGGAUGUGGAGUACAGACACAAUCAUCUCAUUCAUCAACGACACAAUUGCAUCAAGGAAAGAGACGGCAUUUGGCCGCCAACCUGUUCUGCUGAUCAUUGAUAGUUAUGGACCUCAUGUGAAGGCGGUUGAGAGUGAAAGGUUGAAGAAGAUGAAUAUUCACGUCUGUAUUGUCCCUCCCAACCUAACGGGUAUUUUCCAGCCUCUUGAUGUUGCUGUGAAUCGGUCUUUCCAGCAAUCUUAUGGAUGCCAGUAUGAUGCAUACAUCUCCAAGGCUUUGGAGGACCCGUCCUUGCAGACAAAGAUGGGCAAUCCGAAGUCCCCGACGUACCAGAUGGUUGCAAAUUGGGUCUGCCUGUGGGCAAAAACAAAGACAAAGGAGGAUAUCGCACAAGCAUUCGCAAUGUGUGGUUUGGUGUGCAAAGAAGAUUUUGAUGUGGAGAAGUUGCACCCGCCGCUGAGAGCAGUGUAUAACGAUGUGGUCAACAUUGACGACUGAAAUGAUCAAUAUGCUGAUGACUUUGCUGAGGCACCAGUGCCUGUGAACAUGAAUUCGCUCACUGCCCCAUAGUACUUUAUUCCAGAGGAUAUGUUUGACGGUCAGCCUAAUAAUUACUGGCAAUGCCUUCGUCGGGCUGUGUUGGGUAGAGCAUCAUCCGUUACUUGUGCAGAGUUCCGCUCCAACACUGUGAGUUACAUGAAGACAAUGGAAAUCCUUGCUGACACCACUGACAAUGCAUACUUCGUUGAUCUUGCAUCCGGUACGACCUGCGAUGAGGAGUACAUAGCUUGUGCAAUUAGUGAGAUCCACAACGUGA
Chara braunii is the source of this 1679-nucleotide messenger RNA. The record is from the annotation of a GenBank genome assembly. Lineage: Eukaryota; Viridiplantae; Streptophyta; Charophyceae; Charales; Characeae.